AUGUCGCUCAAACCACGGGGUCUUCACUUUGGUGCCGGGAACAUCGGGCGCGGAUUUAUCGCCCCGUUACUGCUAAGAUCGGGCUACCACGUUGUCUUCGCGGAUGUGGACAAAGAUCUCAUCGACACAAUCAACCGCGAUAAAUCCUAUGACGUCCACAUUCUGGACUCAACCACUGAAGGAGCUGACAAUGUGGAGGAGGUUAACCGAGUUAAAGGGGUUCUUGCAACAACAGACGACAUUCUGAGCGAGCUGGCGCAUCCUAAAUUGAAGCUUAUCACCACUGCUGUUGGACCUCCCGUUCUGGCCAAAAUUGCACCUACUAUUGCGAAGGGAAUCAAAGCUCGUAGGGAAGCGGGGGCUGGUGUAAUCAAUAUUGUCGCGUGCGAGAAUGCCAUCGGCGCCACCACUCAACUGGAAGAGCAUAUCCAUAAACAUCUCGAAGAAGAGGACAAACACUACAUUUCCGUCCACGUGGGCUUCGCGAACUGCUCAGUCGACCGCAUCGUCCCACCAUUCGACCCACAUUCUCAUGAUGGCCCCACGGAGUCAGUCCUAGAUGUUGGUGUUGAAAACUUCUUUGAAUGGGUCGUGGAUGCAAAGCCACUCAAGCCAAACUCCGGGCUCGAGGUACCGAUAAAGGGUAUGACGCUUACAGAGCAUCUUCCCGCGUAUAACGAGCGCAAACUGUUCACGCUGAACUGCGGACAUGCUGUCACCGCCUACCUUGGGCACUUGAAAGGGCACACCACCAUCGCAGACAGCAUUGCCGACCCCGAAAUCUUGUCCAUCGUUCAAGGCGCUCUCCACAACGAAAGCGGGAAAGCCUUGUGCAAGCGUCACUCUCAGUUCGAAGAGUCCCAGCACAAAGAGUACAUUAACACGAUUCUCCGUCGCUUUGCGAACGAGGCUGUCAAGGACGAUGUGGUCAGGGUUGGCCGACAACCGCUUCGGAAGCUGGGGAAGGAUGACCGGCUUGUGGGUCCGACGCGCCUAUGUGUGGAAUACGGUAUCGUGCCAGCCCAGAAUUUGGCGAUGGGCAUUGCUGCAGCUUUGCGGUAUUCCAAUGACGACGACGAGCAGAGUGUCGAAAUGCAGAGCAAAUUACGAGAUCUGGGUGUCGAGGCUUAUAUUACCGAGCUCACGGGCUGGCAGAAGGAGGAGGAUGCAACGAAGAGUGUGGUCGAGGCGUAUCACAAAUUAGAACGCUGGAUAAACAUGCCUAAUUAG
Mycena indigotica is the source of this 1230-nucleotide messenger RNA. RefSeq names its product Mannitol dehydrogenase domain-containing protein. NCBI's taxonomy places the organism in Eukaryota, Fungi, Basidiomycota, Agaricomycetes, Agaricales, Mycenaceae. The record is from RefSeq and is a predicted model, not a curated record. The transcript is spliced from 2 exons. Gene Ontology annotation, biological process: mannitol catabolic process. Gene Ontology annotation, molecular function: mannitol-1-phosphate 5-dehydrogenase activity. Bases 1 to 1230 code for a protein of 409 amino acids. Gene Ontology annotation, cellular component: cytosol.